Molecule: messenger RNA, 3516 nt
Organism: Urocitellus parryii (Arctic ground squirrel)
Lineage: Eukaryota; Metazoa; Chordata; Mammalia; Rodentia; Sciuridae
Gene: Xylt2
Product: xylosyltransferase 2
Biological process (GO): chondroitin sulfate proteoglycan biosynthetic process; heparan sulfate proteoglycan biosynthetic process
Cellular component (GO): membrane
Molecular function (GO): protein xylosyltransferase activity
Source: RefSeq, a predicted model, not a curated record
UCCCUAGGCCAGCAGGAGGGCUCGGCCCCGCGUCCGUGCGCGCGCCCGCGGCGGGGUUGCAGGGCUGGGCGCGCGCCCCGCGUCCCGGGCAGGAAGAUGGUGGCGAGCGCGCGGGUGCAGAAGCUGGUGCGGCGCUACAAGCUGGCGAUCGCCAUCGCGCUGGCCAUCCUGCUGCUGCAGGGCCUGGUAGUGUGGAGCUUCAGCGGCCUGGAGGAGGACGAGCCAAGCGAGAAAGGAAGGCAGAGGAAGCCACGACCACUGGACCCUGGCGAGGGCUCCAAGGAUACAGACAGCUCAGCGGGGCGGCGGGGCAGYGCGGGCAGAAGGCAUGGGCGCUGGCGGGGCCGUGCUGAGAGCCCAGGCUUGCCCGUGGCCAAGGUGGUACGGGCAGUAACCAGCAGGCACAGAGCCAGUCGCCGGGUCCCCCCUGCCCCACCCCCAGAGGCCCCAGGACGCCAGAACCUGAGUGGGGCAGCAGCUGGGGAGGCACUGGUAGGGGCUGCCGGCUUCCCACCACAUGGAGACACAGGGAGCGUGGAGGGUGCCCCCCAGCCCACAGACAACGGCUUUACCCCUAAGUGCGAGAUCGUGGGCAAGGAUGCGCUGUCGGCACUGGCCCGGGCCAGCACCAAGCAGUGCCAGCAGGAGAUCGCCAACGUGGUGUGCCUGCACCAGGCCGGGAGCCUUAUGCCCAAGGCUGUGCCGCGGCAUUGCCAGCUGGCUGGRAAGAUGAGUCCUGGCAUCCAGUGGGAAGAGAUUCGGGCCCAGCCCGUGGAUGGCCCCCCAGUACGCAUCGCCUACAUGUUGGUGGUUCAUGGCCGCGCCAUCCGCCAGCUGAAGCGUCUCCUCAAGGCUGUCUACCAUGAGCAGCACUUCUUUUAUAUCCAUGUGGACAAGCGUUCCAACUACCUGCACCGGGAGGUGGUGGAGCUGGCCCAGCGGUAUGAAAAUGUACGGGUGACACCCUGGCGCAUGGUCACCAUCUGGGGUGGGGCCAGCCUUCUGAGGAUGUACCUGCGGAGCAUGCGGGACCUGCUAGAGGUACCUGGUUGGGCCUGGGACUUCUUCAUCAACCUCAGCGCCACUGACUACCCAACCAGGACCAAUGAGGAGCUGGUAGCAUUCCUAUCCAAGAACCGGGACAAGAAUUUCCUCAAGUCACAUGGCCGGGACAACUCCAGGUUCAUCAAGAAACAGGGCCUGGACCGGCUCUUCCACGAGUGUGACUCGCACAUGUGGCGCCUGGGUGAGCGGCAGAUCCCUUCAGGCAUCGUGGUGGAUGGUGGCUCCGACUGGUUUGUGCUGACACGCAGCUUCGUGGAGUAUGUGGUGUACACGGAUGACCCACUUGUGGCCCAGCUACGCCAGUUCUACACAUACACGCUGCUCCCAGCUGAGUCCUUCUUCCACACGGUGCUGGAGAACAGCCCAGCCUGUGARAGCCUCGUGGACAACAACCUGCGGGUCACCAACUGGAACCGCAAGCUGGGCUGCAAGUGCCAGUACAAGCACAUCGUGGACUGGUGCGGCUGCUCCCCCAACGACUUCAAGCCACAGGACUUCCUACGGCUGCAGCAAGUCUCCAGACCCACUUUCUUCGCCCGGAAGUUUGAGUCGACUGUGAACCAGGAGGUCCUGGAAAUCUUGGACUUCCACCUAUAUGGCAGCUACCCCGCUGGCACGCCAGCCCUCAAAGCCUACUGGGAGAACACCUAUGACGUGGCCGAUGGCCCUGGCGGACUCAGCGAUGUCAUGCUCACCGCUUACACCGCCUUCACCCGCCUCAGCCUGCGCCAUGCUGCCACUGCCGCACCUCCACAGGCCACCUCACUGUGCAGGUUUGAGCCCAGGGGUUUGCCGUCCAGCGUGCACCUGUAUUUCUAUGACGACCAUUUCCAGGGCUACCUGGUGACGCAGACGGUGCAGCCCUCAGUCCAAGGGCCAGCAGAGACGCUUGAGAUGUGGCUGAUGCCCCAGGGGUCGCUGAAGCUGUUGGGGCGCAGUGACCAGGCCAGCCGGCUCCAGAGUUUGGAGGUUGGCACUGAAUGGGACCCCAAAGAGCGUCUUUUCCGGAAUUUUGGGGGGUUGCUGGGACCACUGGAUGAGCCUGUGGCCAUGCAGCGCUGGGCCCGGGGCCCCAAUCUCACAGCCACUGUGGUCUGGAUUGACCCAACCUACGUAGUGGCCACAUCAUAUGACAUCACGGUAGAUGCGGAGACUGAGGUCACACAGUACAAGCCUCCACUGAGCCGGCCCCUGCGGCCAGGAGCCUGGACCGUUCGACUGCUUCAGUUCUGGGAACCUCUGGGUGAGACCCACUUCCUCGUGCUGCCCUUGACCUUCAACCGCAAACUACCUCUCAGGAAAGAUGAUGCCCUCUGGCUGCACGCGGGACCACCCCACAAUGAAUACUUGGAACAGAGUUUCCAGGGCCUGAGCGGCAUCCUGAACCUGCCUCAGCCAGAGCCUGUGGAGGAGGCCGCCCGGCGGCGCGCAGAGCUUACAGGGCCUGCUCUGGAGGCCUGGACAGAUGGGGAACUGAGCCGCUUCUGGUCUGUGGCAGGACUGUGUGCCAUGGGCCCCUCUGCCUGCCCCUCCCUGGAUCUCUGCAGACUGACCAGCUGGAGCUCUCUGUCCCCAGACCCCAAAUCAGAGCUGGGGCCUGUCAAAUCAGACGGGCGACUCAGGUAGCAGGGCCCCAGCCAGCACACCCGGAGAACCCGGGAAUUGCACCUUACAGACAAUGGAGGGCUAUCCCCUCCCACAGGCAGGAACCAGAGGCCCCCCGGGGGUACACCACAUCAGCCAUCCAGAGCCCGCACAGACGGCAGCCACGGUGGGCUAAUGUCUCUGCUAGGGACCAGAGGGUUGACAGGAAUGGAGAAGGGCUCCAGCAGCAUUCCGAACCCAACUCUUCCUCCCCCUCCUCUCUAGUUUGUUUGUUAUUUUUAUUUAAAAUGGGUGUGUGUGGGGGAGGAACUAGAAAUAAAAGAUGUGCAAUAGGGCUCAGAGCAGCCCCAGGAAGUGGGCCAUGGCUGGGGGGAGCGGGCCCUUUUGAGCCCAUCUGCUACUGCUCUGGAGAGGCUGGGUCUGCUUCGCUCUCCAGGGCUGGGUCCCCCAGCCUGGGCUGUGGUGCUCAUGGCUGAGGCCCUGCAAGGGUACAGGUACCCUGCCAGCUCUGAGGCCCAGAGAACAGGUGUUCAGGAGCCACCGUGGAGCUGGGCUCUAGAGGGACAGCCUCUCCCCUGGUAGCCAGGGGACCCUAGAGCAGUGAGGGAGUCUGGCUCUAGGACUUUCUAGCACACCCUGCCCCUUGAUGGGAAAGGCAGGGCAUCAGGGCCUACUGAGACCAUUACAGUUUCCCAGGUACUCCCAGGUGUGCCCUGGGGCARUGAGCCUCAUUAGCAGUGUGGGAAGCCUGUCAGGGGCUCAGAAGAACCCAGAGUCGCAUUGUGCCUGAAGCUCGGUGUGAAGUCUGAAAUAUGCAACAGAAGAAAUAUAUCUCUAUCUCUCUAA